AUGUGGGACGAGCGGUUUGAGAGUGGCGAAGUGCUUGGUAUUGGCUUUGUGUGGGUGUGUCUGGUGGUGCCCACGGUGGCUGUUCUCUAUCUCCUCGGCUGGCUCCUCUCGACGGCGGGCGGACUGCUGGCAACGCGACUCGGCGCCACGGCAUGCGUCGGUCUCGGCACGCUUGGUCUGUGGAUAUCAUGGCGACGGGCAGCUGCACGGGACACACAUGUGUCGUCAUCAAUGGUAAUGGUGAGUUUGGCGGCACACGGCUCGCUCUCGGCCACGAACUCGCGGCUGGUUGCUCCAGUCGAUGUGCUCCGUCCGGGCGAGCCAACAGCGAUCGUCGUCAAACUUGCCACUGCUGACGGGGCGGGGGUGGUUGCGAAGGAUGUUGGCGGCUUGGGCGCAGGAGCCAACGGUGCGGCAGCUGGGCGCGGCCCGUAUGCCACCGCUGAAGAGGGUGCCGGCGGCGAUGGCGAGGGUGAGGCCGGAAUCGAGGGCGUUGUCCCUCGGCAUGUGGCUGCGCUUGGGCUUGGCAUCGCGGUCCAGCGCGCGGCGAGCGCGGUUGAAAGCGGCGGGCCGCAUGUCGGGGGCAAGGGCGGCGGAGUGCUCGAGUCGGUGGCGCUGCGUGAGGACGGGGCGGUCGCCGUUGUCCUCUCGCCACGAGUGGCGGGCAUGUACCGGCUGGUAGCCACGCUGCACGGGGUGCCUGUCACCGGCUCACCGCUGGAGCUGGAGGUGGCACCGGGCACGAUCGACGUGCGCGGGUGUGUGGUUGGCGGCGAUGGCCUUGGCCCUGCGCCGCUGGUGGUCUUCCGCGAGGCUCGAGUGACGAUCGAAGCACGCGAUGGGUACCACAACCGGAUCUUUGCGGCGGCGCCGUACGAGGCCCGGCUCGAUGACUACCACAACGGGCUCUAUGCCCUUGUCUUUACGGUCCACGCCGAAGGCGUCUUUACCGGCCGGCUCCUGCUCGACGGCGAGAGUCUGGCGACGUGGAACGUGGUGGUGCUGAGUGUGACGCAGGCUGCGGCACUGCGGGAGGCCCUGACGCCCCCGCUCACCGCUCGGUCGGCGAUUUCUGCGCUCUCGGCAUCGCUCAAGCACGGACUCACCAUGUCCGAGCCUGCGACGCCGUCCGAGGCCUCGGUCGGCAAGGUCGGCGGAAGCAGCUUUGACUCUGGCGAGAGCGGCAUGGUCGGGCGAACGCUCUCGGCAACAUCGCUGGUUGGGCUGGAGGCCGAAGCGAGCAGCGGUGGCAGCGGCGGCGUGGUCUCCAAGGUUGCGUUCAAGGUUGUGCUGCACUCUGCGUCGCUGACGACGAUGGUGGUGGACGAGCGGCUGGCGGUCAUGGGGAGCUCGGGCGAUGAGGUGGUUGUGGAGGAAAGCGAGGUGUUGAAGCUAGUCAUCACGCCGCGACGACUGCUACUCAAGCGGUAUGUGCUGCUUGGCCUUGUGCCGCAGCGUGUGGCUAAGAUGCGGCUCGGGCGCGGGGCGAGGCUUGUGCUUGACCCCGGGUCGCAGACCGAGUUCACGAUCUCCAACUCGCGUGAGUCGCUGCGGAUGGCGGUUGUGAGGCACGAGGAGCGCGAGGUGCUAUACGGCGCGUUUGUGGCGCUGCAGGCGGCAGCGGAGGAACGCGGCGGACGUGAGCACGCAGCGGCGGCACUCGAGGCCAAAACCGCGGCGUUGUACGCCGAGUUGCAGGCACAGCACGCGCGGGCGGCGCGCGAGUCGGGUGUCGUCAAGUGGGUCAAUCUCAGCCUGCAGGUUGAGGGCGAUGCCAGCGAGUCACUGCCUGAGACGCUGGCGGGACUCUGGCCGGCGGCGGUGCGUGAGCUCGGUGGCCUGCGCAGCUCCAAGUGGCGCAAGCGUUUCCGUCUUCGUGGCGCAAGCUCGUUUGUAGGCUGGGCAGCAGCGCUUGCGUCGCACGCUUUGGGCAGCGGCGCGCUGGGCCUCUUUGAGCGGACGGGACGAACAGCGCAUCCGCAAGCGGGGCGGACAAGCGGGAGCAAGAGCGGGCUCGCGGCGCUGCGGCUGUGCGGGCGGCUGGCAGCCAAGAUUGUGUACGACGGAGCGGUUCACGGAGCGAGCGAGGUCGGGCGGCGCGAGCUGGGCGUCCCGCUCUCGCUCUCACUGCGGCGGCUUGUGGUCGGGCUCCCGGUGACGGCCGAGUGCCUUGCGGUCGACGCGCCGAUGGUGUACGCCGAGCAAGUCCUCCCGCUGGCGUUCAACGAUGCGUCGGCAAGCUCUGCGAUGGCGUUUACCAUCCGCGACGGCGAGACGGAGGUCGAGCUUGUCCCUGAUGGGGCGAGCCACGCGGUGACCGAGCGCAACAAGGAGUGGUAUCUUGCGCUGCUGGCGCACUACUGGGCCGUGACGCGUGUGGAGAAGCAGGUGAUGGCGUUUCUAGAAGGCUUCUACGAGCUUGUGCCGGCCGAGCUGGUCAUCGGCAUCGACGAGUGCGAGCUCGAGGUUCUCCUGCACGGUCUCCCGCGGGUGGAAGUGCGCCGGUUGCAGAGUGCGGCAGUGUAUGCAGCGCCGGAGCGACUGAGCAGUGGGAGUGAGGUGGCGGCCUGGGUUUGGGACGCUGUUGACGCCUUUGCGCCGCUCGACCAGGCCCGGUUCCUCCACUUUGUCCUCGGGACCUGCGUCAUCGACGACUCUGCCGAUCCUGGCAGCGUAGCCGUUGUUCUCGCACCUGCAGAUGGCUCGGUAUUUGCCGCUCGCCGAGUUGUUCGCACCCUUGACGUCCCGGUCGACAUGCUCUCCUCCUACCACGAUGUGUACGAUGCGCUCCUGGCAGCCAUCUACGACGACCGAGACAGUUGAUGGGAGAGAGGCUUUAUGCGUGUGUGCGUAUGUGUGUGUGUGUGUGGGGGGCUGUUGGGGGGUGCAGGACAUAAAAUUGUACAACCUCGA
This is a messenger RNA of Thecamonas trahens ATCC 50062, 2913 nucleotides long. RefSeq lists its product as uncharacterized. The transcript is spliced from 2 exons. The record is from RefSeq and is a predicted model, not a curated record. Gene Ontology annotation, biological process: proteasome-mediated ubiquitin-dependent protein catabolic process; positive regulation of protein catabolic process; protein polyubiquitination. Bases 1 to 2823 code for a protein of 940 amino acids. NCBI's taxonomy places the organism in Eukaryota, Apusomonadida, Apusomonadidae. Gene Ontology annotation, molecular function: ubiquitin-protein transferase activity.